This is a messenger RNA of Plenodomus lingam JN3, 186 nucleotides long. NCBI's taxonomy places the organism in Eukaryota, Fungi, Ascomycota, Dothideomycetes, Pleosporales, Leptosphaeriaceae. The record is from RefSeq and is a predicted model, not a curated record.
AUGCUGGGACGCUGGCGCGCUGCUAGGUGUGGCUAUCAUGCCGGCGGCAUAAUGUGCAUCCUUCCUUUCCUUCUACGAGAUGCAGCAGGCCUUCAAUUUCCGAUUAGCUUCGAUCUGGAAGACCAAAUGAUCGAAUCAUAUCCUUCAGCUGAGGCCGAACAAGCUGAUACGCUCGUGCAGACUUGA